Messenger RNA from Fundulus heteroclitus (mummichog), 2667 nucleotides. Its product is annotated as transmembrane protein 200A-like. The coding region runs from base 243 to 1358 and encodes 371 amino acids. Lineage: Eukaryota; Metazoa; Chordata; Actinopteri; Cyprinodontiformes; Fundulidae. The transcript has a single exon. The record is from RefSeq and is a predicted model, not a curated record.
UAUUCCUGCAUCACCAAUGUGCCCAUAUUUAGUGUAUUUUUAAUCAAAUUUUCCAUCCUUACCACCAAAAUUGUGUUUCCCCCCGUUUUCCUAAUUGGCCAAGUCACUCCAAUAUAUAAACAUUGUUUUUAUAUUCUGCAUUGUAGAUUAAUUUUUAGCUGCAUUAAUUCUUCUAUUGUAUUUUUCUCACAGACUCCUGGCAGAGUUUGAGCUGGGUGAAAAAAGUUUAACCUAGCCGUACCAUGAAGACUCAGAAGUUCAGAGGCCUUACACCACCCUCACCUCCCUGCAGACAUAAGCCAGGUUUCCUUCUACAAGGCAGGAUAAAGAAGGACAGGAUGAUUCAAGGCAAGCUUCACAUCCGUUCCAUGCCUGGAGCAUUCCUGGUGUUGGGGGUCAUAGUGGUAGCUUUCGGCACUGCUCUGGCUGUAGCUGGCUAUUGGCCCUAUCAGUUUUCAAGAUCAUCUAUUCUAGAAGAUAAAGAACAGAAAAGCAAAUCUGAUUCAGAGCAUUCUGGAUGGAGUCUAAGUACCAAGGGGCUCUUUUCUACAGCUAGUCUACUAAAUUGUGACCGCAUGAAGCUCCUGGGGCCAGUCAUCAUGGGAGUCGGACUCUUUAUCCUGAUAUGUGCAUUCACUGUUCUGUAUGAAAAUAGGGACAGAGAGACUCAGAUAUUGCUAGCUCAAAUGCGCAAUGCUAUCUGCUCUGUGUCAGCCGCUGUGCCCUCUGCUGGCCUCAGAGACUUAGCAGCAGCUAACUCUAUGACCAAACACUAUGAGUGGGUAAGCCGUCUGCCCACUGCUCAUCUCAGUAUCCUGAGUUUGCAGCAGCUGGCAUGCUCUGAGCCCCUACUCCAAACUACCUACUCCAUGGAUCAGGAGAGCAGUGUAGAGGGCAUCUAUCAGCAAUCAGUUCUUAUAACUGAACCUCUUCAUCACCAUGAGUCAGUGCCUCUACCUUCACUGCCUUCAUCCUGUUUUAACUCAUGGAAACACUUUCAGGUAGGCAGUAAUUCACAGACAGGGGCAGACCUAAGCAAAGGCAGUUUCCGUUUAAAGACUGCCCCAGUUUUCAAGCUCAAUUCAUGCCCUGUGUCUGCCAGAUCCAUGUCCAACCUAAAGUUGGAAGAAGUUGAUAUUGCAGCUGCGCAACACAGGCGCUGUCACAGUAUGAGCUACAUGACUAAGCCUUACAUAGCCCAAACUGGGUUGAACUUUGAGAAAGAGCUAUUCCCAUUUGAAAUUGAUAAUCAAACAAAUCCACUCCAAAUAAAUAAAAACGAAACACGUUUCCAGGCUUGUAUGAGGAUCCCUUUGGAGGCAGCAGACGUAGAAGAGGACCAAUUGCAUGGAAGCUAGCCUCAACAAUAAUUGGUAAAAGGAAGACAAUACCAGAAACUGGAGAAUAAAGAGGACUCUGUGGACAAACUGCUGGACCAGUUGAAGCGACAGUGUUCCUUCUGGAGUUUUGGCUCUGUGCUAUUCCAUUAACAGCUGUUCCAUACAAAGUCUUAAAAACCAAGAAGCAAAGAUCAUUUUUAAAUUUCUGUUUUCAAUUAUUGGGACCAGAGAACAAAAGAAGUUGUGGAAUCUUUUGAGUUUGGAUAGAUGUAAAUAUUUAAAGUUUUAAAGAAGAGGAGCAACACAUUUCCCCUCCACUGCCACGCUAAAGCAAAGUUGAGGUAUUGGAAAACAAGAAAUUACCAUGUCUUGCCAAAUGAAUGUGGUUAUUUCCAGUAAAACAUGCACAGCUAGUAAAUGAAUAUUGGACCCUGUACAGGGGAUUGGUGGUGUCAUUACUCCAAACCAAAUAACCACGACUCCUGAGGCUAUAAAGUGCUAACAGCUUUAAAGAGUGCAAAUAUAAAAAUAUGUAUUUGCUUAUGUAUUUACUUAUAUCCAUUAAGACAAUUGGAAAACAACACAGUAUGUUACAUUGGAUUACAUAUGCAAACUAAACGUCUGUGUUAAUUUCUUAUUUGUACAGAGAACUUGUGAAAUUUGUUACAACUUGGAUCUUAUUUUUUUCAUGUUUUGCAAACAUUUGUAUCAGUCAUGAUAGUGUAAUUUUGUCUAUAUUCUAAAUGUUUUUAGUUUAAACAAUUUAAACUGCUAUUUUACAUCUAAGUUGGAGUCGAUACAGACAUUUCACACCAAAAGACGUUCAUCUCUGGGACACCAAACUUCUCUCUUUUCUGAACAUUAUGAUAGCUAGACUAUCCCAGGGCGUUUAAACCUUAAUGUAAUUGUUUUAAAAAACUGAACAUUGCAUCAUCAGGCACCUGGAAAUUGUAUGCAAGGAUUAUUCAUACUUGUGUCUACAAUCCUUUUCCUUAGCAAAUUUCUUUCAGGUGUCUUAGAUGUGUUGUAAAGGUAUAAUUGAUAACACAUUAAAAGUAAUGCUAGUAAUGCUUGUUCCUGAGCAGCACGGGGAGGGAGGGUGGAAGCUAAACCCUCUGAUCACGGGACAUAAUAUUAUUACCUACAGCUCUCCAAAAAUAGCAAAAUAAUAUAAAAUAUGUUAUUCAUAAUUUCAGUCGACAUGUAAGGUAAAGAUGCUGGAAAUAUAAAGUAAUUGUAUGACUUACUCAUGAACUGGUUCCAGAAUCAGCUGCUGUUCGUCUUUGUCCUCUUCAAAACCCAAGUAAAAGUCAGAAUAUUCCUGUUA